This is a messenger RNA of Calypte anna (Anna's hummingbird), 4097 nucleotides long. RefSeq names its product CD36 molecule (gene CD36). Gene Ontology annotation, biological process: low-density lipoprotein particle clearance; amyloid-beta clearance by cellular catabolic process; lipoprotein transport. The coding region runs from base 210 to 1625 and encodes 471 amino acids. Gene Ontology annotation, molecular function: low-density lipoprotein particle binding; scavenger receptor activity; low-density lipoprotein particle receptor activity. Gene Ontology annotation, cellular component: cytoplasm; cell surface; caveola. The transcript is spliced from 14 exons. NCBI's taxonomy places the organism in Eukaryota, Metazoa, Chordata, Aves, Apodiformes, Trochilidae. The record is from RefSeq and is a predicted model, not a curated record.
AGAUUUAGCUGCUUGUCUUCUUGUAACUUGAUGCAAGUCAUGUGUUAAGUACUUGUAUGUUCAGCUGAAAAGUCAGUUGCCCUUAUUCAAGCAGCUUCUCUCAGAAAGAUCCGUGAGUCUGUUGGGACUAAGAAGUGAGAAAAGACCUGUCAAGCCUUACAGCAAGGAUAUUUUUACAUUGUCUGCCUGGACCCUGACAAAGGAGAGGGAUGGGCUGUAACAGAAACUGUGGGCUCAUCACUGGGGCUGUGAUCAGUGGUAUUCUGGCUAUCUUUGGGGGAGCUCUGAUACCGAUUGGAGAUUACCUUAUAGGCAGAGCAAUAAAAAAGGAAGCUGUCAUUACAAAUGGUACCAUUGCUUAUGCCAACUGGGUUGUGCCAGGAACUUCAAUUUACAGGCAAUUUUGGAUUUUCCAUGUGCUAAAUCCUUCAGAAGUAUUAGAUGAAGGAGCACGUCCAAAACUUGAACAAAAAGGACCUUACACAUACAGAGUGAGAUAUUUACCCAAAGAAAAUAUCACGGAAAACGCUGAUGGCACAAUAUCCUACAUGUUGCCUAAUGUUGCUCGUUUUGAACCUGAUAUGUCUGUUGGGACAGAAAAUGAUACCUUCACAUGCCUCAACCUUGCAGUUGUUGCUGCACCUUCAAUGUAUCCAAGCGGUUUUGUACAGCUACUACUGAAUACUUGGAUUAAAUCUUCUAAAUCAUCCAUGCUGCAGAACAGAACAGUGAAAGAAUUACUGUGGGGGUAUAAAGAUCCCUUCUUAAACAAGGUCCCCUUCCCCUUGGACCCUGUUCUUGGAGUCUUCUACCCGUAUAAUGGGACAUUCGAUGGACUUUACAAAGUCUAUACUGGGAAAGAAGAUAUUACAAAAACAGCAGUAAUUGAAAGUUAUAAAAACAAAAGUGAUCUUUCAUACUGGGAAGGUAGCUGUGAUUUGGUUAAUGGCACAGAUGGGGCAUCAUUCCCACCAUUUGUUCAGAAGAGUCAGAUCCUGCGCUUCUUCUCCUCCGACAUCUGCAGAUCAAUCUAUGGAGUUUACCAGGGCAAGCAGAAUGUGAAGGGAAUCUCACUCUAUCGUUUCGCAGUUCCUCGUGAAGCAUUUGCAUCUCCCACUGAAGUUGCAGAUAAUUAUUGCUUCUGUACAGAUCAAGUCAUAUCCCAGAACUGCACGUUAGCUGGAGUCUUAGACAUCGGUGCCUGCAAAGCAGGAAGACCAGUCUAUAUCUCUCUUCCACAUUUUCUUCAUGCAAGUGAAUCUAUAUUGCACGAUGUUGAAGGCCUGAGCCCAGAUGAGAAGGAGCAUGAGACAUUUCUAGAUAUAGAGCCUACAACUGGUUUUACACUACAGUUUGCAAAAAGAUUGCAAGUAAACCUUCUUGUGAGGCCUACAUCAAAAAUUGAAGCUUUAUCAAAAGUUAAAAAACCUUAUGUUUUUCCUGUUCUUUGGCUAAAUGAGUCUGCUGUAAUUGGGGAUGAGAAAGCAGAAAUGUUCAGAAAGAAAGUCACAGGUCCAGUGGAGCUGCUGGGUGUGCUGCAGAUGGCGUUAAUGAUCGCAGGUUCCGUGCUGUUCAUCGCAUUCAUGGGUGCCUUUUUCAUAUGCAGUUCACAGAAAUUAAAAUAACUGACAAAAGACUUCAGAAGUAGACAAUGUUUAAUUGAAAUUCCAGCCAAGCAGGUGUUAAAAUUCAGAGACAAAAGGUAUGAUUCAAGGCACAGUAAGCCCACAUGCUAUGGAAUUCAACAUGCUUUUCCAUUUUGAGAAGAACAACUCACUAAACUGAAUAAGCCAAUGUUUCUGAAGGUCCACACUUCUGAUAUCACUUAAGAGGCUGCCAUGGAAACUAUGCUUUCAAAUAACUGAUUAUUUGAACCCUGCUACAAAUUUUAAAUAACACUCAAGCAGACUGAAGAUGAGGUGCAGUUGGAUUUUAGUUGGAUUUAUGCGACUUCCUACUUUUUUAUAUUGAGAUAUGCAAGACAAAUGAAAGCCUUUUGCUGAUGUUCUGUCUCUGAGCACAGACUGGGAAUGACAACACCUUUGAGCUCAUGCUGUGCUCUAGAUACUCUCAUUGCAAUUUUUCUUUCUGUUCCUUCAAGGAUUGGAAGCAAUAGAACUGCUCUGUCCUCUAUUCAGGGAUGUGAAUUGUGUUGAAUGUGAAGUUUAUUAUGUAAAGUUACUAACUGUAAUACAUGAUGUUAAUAAAAGACUUACUAAAAUAUGUGGUUUAUACAUUUUAUAUGGAGAUGACUUCUAGACACAUCACAAUCAUUUGUAUGUUGAUGGAACUCAUAAAAUUUGGCUCCACAGCUGUUAAGCAGCCUGAGCUACUCACUAACUCCCAACCUGCUCCACUGCUCUCACUGGUGCCUUCUGAGUGCUCUUCUUUCUGACUGUUGCUUCAACACCAUCCUCUGCUCUGCCCUAACCACACUUUGCCCAAAGCUUCCCUUCUGGAAUGAUCUCAAGUGUCCCCUUUAGGGUUGAGAUAAAAUAUUCCAGAAUGCUCCAGACACAGGAAGGACUGAGUUAAUGACUUUGAUCAAAUAUCAGAGGGUUCCACUUCCUUGCUAUAGAAGAACAUAAAUGAAAACAGGGUAGCCCCAUUUCUUUACUGAUAAACCAUCUGCCACAAAACAUUCUGUCCAACCAUUUCUUUACUGAGGUGCAUCAGCCUGUAGACAGGCAACAAACACUGCCAUCUGCAUAAAUAGUUUACUUUUUCAUUUAAUCUGAAUGCCAUAUGAAAUGAGAGUCAAUGGGGCACAUACUGAGUGUGGUGGAGUCUCUCCUUUUCCCAGGACUCUCUGAAUUCAGAAUGAGAGCCCAAGUUCAACAUUUUUUAAGAUUUCUUCUUGGAUCUUUUGUUUCCUUAAAUAAAAACUGCAAAGAAAAAGGGAGUUUAAAAAUGGACAACCUGUCAUAGCUUAAUGUUUGGAAAUAUUGCUGCAGUGGACUUGAAACCAGAAAGAUUUAUCUUGCGAGUAAAGGAUAGUAUCUUUUUGCAGGUAUCAUUGGUAUGGUGUUUGCACAAACCCAACAAACUGAAAUGCUGUUAUUCUAAUCCCAUAUUCCUUGUGGACAAAGUUGUGUAGCUAUGAGUAGGACCUAAUGAAUCAUGAAAUCCCAAGAGAUUAUUGAAGGCAAAGUCUAUUGAAGGCAAGGUCUAUGUGGUAUGUGGCCACACUCUCUUUUUCCAGCCAUGAGCUCUAAAUUCAAAGUAAGAGGGCAGGAGAUUUGAAGGACACAUGGCACUCAAGGGAAGAUCUGCUCUCACUUAAAGAGCCAAUGCCUAUGAUUACUCAUGGUGCUUGCUAGUCAAGGAAAAAUAAGACCUUUCUCUCAUCUCUACAUUAUUGCUGCUGUCAUAUGUGAUGCUCUGUUCUCAUAUUAAUCUGGGGACAGUCUGACACAAAUUAAGUCCUCCUAUGGCCUGGUCAAAAAAAGUGUUAGGACCACAAGUCACCUUUUCCUCUGAAAUACACACAGGUCUGCUGUGUUUCAAAGCUGACACCAAGUUUUUCUAUUAAAACUGGUCUGUUAUGCCAGAAUCUAGAAGUGAGAUCUUUUCACCAAAGGAACAACAGCAAUGCUCCUGUCAUUUUUGAUGCACUAGCAUUUCAGCUUCCUUUUCUUUGGCUUCAAGUCAUUGUCAGCAACUUAGCAUCUGUUCUCCUAGUGUUGUUUAGUGCCAUGUGGUGUUCCAGCAGCAGUGAUCCAGCAAGUCAGGCCAUGAUUUUAAAUGUCUCAGGACCCAAUUUUGCGUGCACACAAAUACAUUUGUUCAUAUGUAUAAUCUCAUUGAUCUCUAUGCAAGUUUGGACUUUUAAACUAUGUUCAGCACCCAGACUGCACUUGAAUGAUCAUUAAUAGUUAUUUUGUUAAUAGCAUUGGUUACAGUUAUUGUUAAUUCAUGUUAUUAAGGCUAAUGUUAAGUAUUUACAUUUGUUCAAACAGUACUGGAUAAGCUUUUAUUAGAAAUGUUAAUUAAGUCAAUACAAAUAAAAUAAAGCUCAAACUCUUCUUUCUGAGAUCCUAUCUGUAAUUGUAAAUAAAGUCUUCUAUGUUGGAUAAUAAGCCCUGGUGGUUUUCUUG